AUGGAGGUGCCGCGCCUUCAGCAUGCCUUCAGCAGCCCCACCGGCCCCUGUGAGGAGGUGAUCAAAAACCUCAGCCUGGAGGCCAUCCAGCUGUGCGACUGGGACGGUAACAAACCACAAGACAGUGGCAUAGCAGAGAUGGAAGAACUUCCUGUACCACGUAACAGCAAAAUAAGCAAUAUCACAUGUGACUCAUUUAAGAUUUCAUGGGAAACGGAUUCAAAGUCAAAGGACCGUAUUACACACUGUUUCACUGACCUCAACAAGAAAGAGAACAAGUACUCCAAUAAAUUUAAACACAAGGAUGUUCCUACAAAUUUGGUAGCAAAAGCUGUACCCUUGCCUAUGACUGUCCGUGGACACUGGUUUUUGAGCCCAAGAACUAAAUAUACAGUUGCAGUUCAGACUGCCUCAAAUCAAGUUGAUGAUGAUUAUGCUGUAUCUGAAUGGAGUGAAAUUAUAGAAUUCUGUACAGCAGACUAUUCAAAAGUUCAUCUAACACAACAUUUGGAGAAGGCUAAAGUGAUUGCAGGACAUAUGCUUAAAUUUUCUGGUUUUUAUCGUAAGCAGCAUAAAGAAUAUUUUGCCUAUAUUCGAGAACACCAUGGGAAUGCUAUGCAGCCUUCUGUCAAAGAUGACAGUGGUAGCCAUGGCCCUCCUAUCAGUGAAAAAUUAGAAACCAUCUUCUUCAGCUGCAGUCCUGAAUUCAAUACUGGGAAGCCACCUCAGGAUUCACCUUAUGGAAGACACAGGUUUGAGAUUGCAGCAGAAAAACUUUUUAACCCCAAUAAUAACUUAUACUUUGGGGACUUGUACUGUAUGUACACUGCUUACCAUUAUGUGAUUCUUGUUAUUGCACCUGUGGGAUCACCAGGAGAUGAAUUUUGUAAGCAGCACCUUCCUCAACUAAAUUCCAAGGAUAAUAAAAUUUUGACCUGUACAGAAGAAGAUGGCAUGCUGGUUUACCACCAUGCCCAGGAUGUCAUUUUAGAAGUCAUUUACACUGAUCCUGUCGAUCUUUCUCUGGGCACCAUGGCAGAAAACACUGGUCAUCAGCUCAUGAGCUUGUCUAUUGCAAAUGCAAAGAAAGAUCCCAGCUGCAAAACCUGUAAUAUCAGUGUUGGACAUUAACACCCACUUUUCUUAUUCUUACCCAGCCCUUUUUCUUCCACUAGGAGCAUUGAUUCUCUGUUGUCCAUUUUCAUCAUCAAAUGUUUUCCACUGAAGCAUGCACAUGCUGCUAUCACCAAAAGGAAACUAC
Heterocephalus glaber (naked mole-rat) is the source of this 1261-nucleotide messenger RNA. RefSeq names its product phytanoyl-CoA hydroxylase-interacting protein-like. NCBI's taxonomy places the organism in Eukaryota, Metazoa, Chordata, Mammalia, Rodentia, Bathyergidae. Gene Ontology annotation, molecular function: protein binding. Gene Ontology annotation, cellular component: cytoplasm. The record is from RefSeq and is a predicted model, not a curated record.